Arachis duranensis is the source of this 804-nucleotide messenger RNA. RefSeq names its product two-component response regulator 24-like. Gene Ontology annotation, biological process: phosphorelay signal transduction system. The record is from RefSeq and is a predicted model, not a curated record. Bases 228 to 611 code for a protein of 127 amino acids. Lineage: Eukaryota; Viridiplantae; Streptophyta; Magnoliopsida; Fabales; Fabaceae. The transcript is spliced from 4 exons.
AUCAACAAUUUAAUAAGGAGCCAAAUAUAAUGCAAAAAAGUGUCUUUUGCAGAAUCCAAGUUAACUAAAUGAGCAAAUUGGGAAGGAUCACAUCAUCUAUAUUUAUAGCACUAUAACCAGCUAGCCAAUUAUCCAUUCAUCAUUUGUUCCCUCCAUCAUCAAGAUAAAGAGAACAAAAACAUCUUUUAUUUCCAAAUAAUUUUGACCAAAACAAAGGUUAAGGCUUAAUGGCACCUAAUGAAGACUCAGCAACAAAAUUAACAGCACUUGUUGUGGAUGAUGAUAGACAAGUAAGGAUGAUUCAUCAGUGGAUGCUGAACAAAGUUGGAGUGAAGAAUCAGGCAGCGGAGAAUGGAAAAGAAGCCGUACAAAUUCAUUGCUCUGGUCAAGGAUUUGACCUCAUUCUCAUGGACAAGGAAAUGCCUUUGAUGAAUGGCAUUGAGGCAACAAAGGAACUUCGUUCAAUGGGCAUUUGUAGCAAAAUUGUUGGGGUGUCAUCUCACUCAGAGGAAAAGCAAAUACAAGAAUUUAUGGAAGCAGGGCUUGAUGAUUAUCUAGUCAAACCUUUGAACAUGGCUAAGCUGCGUUCAAUUCUUGAUAAUAUCAUGUGAUACCAAAACUAGUAAUUGAUGCAAGAGACCACUCCCUACCUUUUGAGUUUUUUGUGGGUUGAAUAGAAAAUGACCAAUGCAAUUGUGAGUCUAGUUAUUACUUAUAGAACUACAAUAAUGAUGGUUUUCUCUGUAGACAAAAAUAGAGAGCAAGCGUUGGUAAAAAAUCCGUUUUACUGUGGUAAUUGAAACA